Messenger RNA from Eubalaena glacialis (North Atlantic right whale), 1089 nucleotides. It is a transcript of the gene IMMP2L, whose product is annotated as inner mitochondrial membrane peptidase subunit 2. Gene Ontology annotation, cellular component: membrane; mitochondrial inner membrane peptidase complex. The transcript has 7 exons. Gene Ontology annotation, biological process: mitochondrial respiratory chain complex assembly. The record is from RefSeq and is a predicted model, not a curated record. Lineage: Eukaryota; Metazoa; Chordata; Mammalia; Artiodactyla; Balaenidae. The coding region runs from base 199 to 744 and encodes 181 amino acids. Gene Ontology annotation, molecular function: serine-type endopeptidase activity.
GCCGACCCUUGGUGGCCCCCAGGGCUUGGGACCCUUACCCCGGAGUUAGCCCCAGAGGGGACGAGCGUUGCUGGGAGGCGGAGGGCUGCUUGGCCGCGAGUCCUGCGGUGAUCGCGAGCAUGUGGUUUUGGCCAAAUUGGGCGAGGGCACAAAGUAACCACUUACCCCUUCUCACCGAGGAGGAACGGGAGAAAGGGUAUGGCACUAUCUCAAGGCUGGGUGAAGAGAUACUUCAAGGCCUUUUGUAAAGGCUUCUUUGUGGCGGUGCCUGUGGCAGUGACUUUCCUGGAUCGGGUUGCCUGUGUGGCAAGAGUGGAAGGAGCAUCAAUGCAGCCUUCUUUGAAUCCUGGGGGGAGCCAGUCAUCUGAUGUGGUGCUUUUGAACCACUGGAAAGUGAGGAAUUUUGAAGUACAACGUGGUGACAUUGUGUCAUUAGUGUCUCCUAAAAACCCAGAACAGAAGAUCAUUAAGAGAGUGAUUGCUCUUGAAGGCGAUAUCGUAAAAACUAUGGGACACAAAAACCGCUAUGUCAAAGUCCCCCGUGGUCACAUCUGGGUUGAAGGUGAUCAUCAUGGACACAGUUUUGACAGUAAUUCGUUUGGGCCGGUUUCCCUGGGACUCCUGCAUGGUCAUGCUACUCACAUCCUGUGGCCUCCAGAGCGCUGGCAGAAAUUGGAAUCUGUUCUUCCUCCAGAGCGCUUGCCCAUUCAGAGUGAAGAGGACUGCCUGCGUGGAUCUCCCUGAGCUGCUGCUAUGGGGAGGCACCACCACCAACCCCAGGAAGAGGGAUGGAGAAGAGGAACACCAUAGGGGCAAAGCUUCCCCCAAGAUGAGGCUGUGCAAGAAACAUUUCUAUCAAUCACAUUAAGAUGAUCUGUAUUAGUAGAGAAAGAGUUUUAAAAUAUUAAACAGUAUUAAAUUUUGUGUUAAAUUGUAAUAUCCUGUUUAAUGCCAAAAAAAUGCAGACCUUUGGGAAUAUGAAAAUUUUAUUCCCAUAUGUCUCAAAGGGGAUAAAUUUUGGAUUUUUUUAUGCAGACAUAUUCUAUUGAUUGUUAGGUUUUGAUUUUGGAGCUUGCUGCUGGAAGGAUA